UUUGGUGCAUAUGGAGCAAACAGACGAGGUCCACUGAGCAUUAGGGUGGAGAGCGCGUUUUCCACCUGCAUCCCUUGUAAAGCGACUUAUAAUAUGAUAAUUUAGACCCACUCGUGACCGAAUCACUCCUGGGGAAAAAUUAAAUCACCAUGUAAGGUUUCGUGCACACCAGCAGACUCCCGCACACCCCCCCUUUCUCUCUGAGAGGAAUGGUGCCUGCUGGAGGAGGAGGAGGGGGCGGUGUCUCCAUCCAAGAGGGAUGUUGUGUAGUAAGUGAAAGGGGCGGAGGUGGGAGGAGGGCGCAGCUCUCCGUUACUACGUCAGUGCGCAUCACAGGGCCACACAGGAGCGUUUUGCUUCAGGUGCUCGGGGUGACUCCCUGCGCAGAGAAAAAAGCGACUCCCGGUGCCCCUAAAUCGCGCUGCCCUUCCUGCCAAAAGGAUUUGUUAUCCGAGUGCACGGUGGCCAAAGUCCAUCAGCAGCAGUGCAGAGGAGCAGGGAGCUGCCCGUGGUGCUGAAUUCGUCAGCCAACAGAGAUCCCCGCUGCACACUCAUGUGCUUGGGCCGCUCCUGAUAUAUCCCAUUCCUAGCAGCAACUGAUCACCACUUCCACAUCCAAGAUGGACGACGACGGGCGUUACAGAGACGGCCGCUCAGAUUUCAUUCGUGGCGCCAAGGACAUUGCCAAAGUGGCAAAAAAACAGGUCGGCAAGAAGGUGGGGCGCAGUGUGGACAAAAUGGCCGACGAGUACACCAAGCGCUCCUAUAAACGCUUCGAGGAGGAAGAUGAUGAUGAAGACUACGCCGGCGUGCCAAGCAACGAUGGAGGAUAUUACCGCAAUGACAGCCGCGCCAAUGAUGAUGAAGGUCACAGUGAUUCCACUGAAGGACACGACGAAGAUGAUGAGAUCUAUGAAGGGGAGUACCAGGGCAUCCCGAGGGCUGACUCAGGCAAGGCUGGCAGCAUGGACGGGGUGACGGCCGCCCAGGCACAACAGUUCAGGGAUCUGUCAGCCUACGAGGGCGAGAGGAGGAAAGACCAGGAGGAGCUGGCCCAGCAGUACGAGACCAUCCUGCAGGAGUGCGGCCACGGGAAGUUCCAGUGGACGCUCUACUUUGUCCUGGGGCUGGCGUUGAUGGCGGAUGGUGUGGAGAUCUUCGUGGUUGGCUUCGUGCUGCCCAGUGCAGAGAAGGACAUGUGUCUGUCUGAGCCCAACAAGGGCAUGCUGGGUCUGAUCGUGUACCUGGGGAUGAUGGUCGGGGCGUUCGUGUGGGGCGGCCUGGCGGAUCGGAUUGGCCGACGGCAGACCCUCCUCAUCUCCCUCUCCAUCAACAGCGUGUUUGCCUUCUUCUCGUCCUUCGUCCAGGGCUACGUCUCCUUCCUCUUCUGCCGGCUGGCCUCCGGCGUGGGCAUUGGCGGCUCCAUCCCCAUCGUGUUUUCCUACUACUCUGAGUUUCUGGCUCAGGAGAAGCGAGGAGAGCAUCUGAGCUGGCUGUGCAUGUUCUGGAUGAUCGGUGGUAUCUACGCCUCCGCCAUGGCCUGGGCCAUCAUUCCACACUAUGGCUGGAGUUUCCAGAUGGGUUCGGCCUACCAAUUCCACAGCUGGCGUGUCUUCGUGUUGGUGUGUGCUUUCCCCUCUGUGGCGGCCAUCUCUGCCCUCACCACCAUGCCCGAGAGCCCCCGCUUCUACCUGGAGAAUGGGAAACAUGACGAGGCGUGGAUGAUCCUGAAGCAGGUCCACGACACCAACAUGAGGGCCAAGGGCUACCCAGAGAGGGUCUUCUCUGUGACCACCAUCAAAACAGUGAAGCAGAUGGAGGAACUGGUGAACCUGGGUGAUGGAGCCGCCUGGCAUGAGAAGUGGAGGAUAAAGCUGAGUACACUUUUCCAUCAGGUGUGGAGUAAUUUCCAGACUGUUUUCUCGCCGGAGUACCGCCGCACCACCUACAUGAUGAUGGCUGUGUGGUUCUCUAUGUCCUUCAGCUACUACGGUCUGACAGUGUGGUUCCCCGACAUGAUCAAGUACCUGCAGAAGCAGGAGUACUCGUCACGCACCAAGGUUUUCGUCAAGGAGAAAGUAGAACACGUCACCUUUAACUUCACCCUGGAAAACCAGGUCCAUCGCCAGGGAGAGUACUUCAAUGACAAGUUUAUGAACCUGAAAAUGAGGUCUAUGGUGUUUGAGGACUCGCUGUUUGAGGAGUGUUACUUUGAGGACAUCACCUCCAGUAACACCUUCUUCAAAAACUGCACCUUCAUCGCCACCCUCUUCUACAAUACGGAUCUCUUCAAGUACAGGCUGAUCAACUGCAAGCUCAUCAACAGCACUUUCCUGCACAACAAAGAGGGCUGCCUGCUCAGUGACGUCAGUGAUGAGAACAAUGCCUAUAUGGUCUACUUUGUCAGUUUCCUGGGCACUCUGGCUGUGUUGCCAGGCAACAUCGUCUCUGCGCUGCUCAUGGACAAGAUCGGACGCCUGAGGAUGCUAGCGGGCUCCAGUGUGAUCUCUUGCUUCAGCUGUUUCUUCCUGUCCUUUGGCAACAGCGAGUCAGCCAUGAUUGCUCUGCUCUGCCUGUUUGGGGGAAUCAGCAUCGCUUCCUGGAACGCCCUGGAUGUGCUGACUGUAGAGCUCUACCCCUCUGACAAGAGGACCACAGCAUUUGGCUUCCUCAACGCCCUCUGUAAAUUGGCGGCUGUUUUAGGAAUAAGCAUCUUUACCUCGUUUGUUGGUAUCACCAAAGCUGUGCCCAUCCUCUUUGCCUCGGGUGCGCUGGCGGCAGGCAGUUUUCUGGCCCUCAAACUACCAGAGACGCGGGGUCAGGUGCUGCAAUAGUGUGGCGCCAACAAGUUUCUGGGGGACAGCAGAGUUUUCGCCACACUGUGAAUGAACGGCGCAAGAGCUCUCCAAAUCCUACCCUUUAACCCCUUCCUCACAAUGAUAAAGUUAGCUUACAUGCUGACCAGACUCAAAUUUGCUGUAAAUAUUUGGGAGUGGGUAUUAUUUGCUAGGUACUCCACCAUAUUGUCAAGAAUAGUUGAGGUGUGACAAACAAUUGGAAUGGCUGAAUAAACGUGGAGCUGAGACAUUGAUUGAUGAUUGCUCAGAAUUGGUGCAGAAACAUGAGACAAAAAUAAUAUUAACAUGUUCAGUGAGAGCAUAACAUGCUGUUUCCCUAGAAUAGUAUAGCUUAUAUAAGUAAAUUUAGCUCCUGUGAGUAGGAGUGCGUGGAACUGGGGGUUGGAGGUCAGGGCAUGGGGGGACUCUUCAUAAUGAGCCAUGCAGUUCGACUCAUAGAAAUGACCACCAGUCAUCGUUGCAGAGUUCUCUGUAGUUCACUUCCAUUCUUCUGAAAAAAAAUUAACUCACCUGUCAAGUCUCGAGCAUGUUGCCGUUGUUGGACUUAGAAUCAAAAAUGCAACAUUUUAUGCCUUGAUUUGAAGCAUUUUUGACUUUGCAGGGUAAAACCAAGACACAACUCUCUUGGCUUUCUCUUAAACAAAGACCUGUGCUCAGUCUUUACCUCCCGAGGUCUUGUGUUGGUGUGCAGAACUGCCAUUUUAUAGAUUAUAGGACAUUCCAGGUUUGUUUUUGUUGUUGUUAGAAUAUGAUAAGGAGAUCAGUUGAGUCCCUUUGCCCCUUUUAAAACAUUUUUCUCUGAUCACCUUUGAACAGUCAUUUGAAUCAGUUAAUGGAUGUGUUGUGCUGUCAUGGUUACAGUUUCAUCACAAGACUGAAGCUGUUUGUUAAAAUGCACAUUUUAAGCGCAACCAUUUGUUGAUGUGAUUGCCCUUAACAUUUUCUGAGCUUCAUGAAAAUGUUCAGACUCUCAAGCUGAAUCAACCUUUUUCAGUCACACUGUGUAUCCCUUGUAAGAAAUGUUUUUUUUUUUUUUUUUUAGUACCUCUCCUCAGAGACUUACAGUAUGUUUUUGUCUCUUAUAAAAUGUUUUGGAGGGUUUUAUGCAUGUCACAAAGUAUGUAUGUAAAAGUUCUGAAAACCGAGAGUACAACAUGUGAACAGCAUUUUGGACAAGCAAUUCGUCCGUCUUGUGUUACCGUCAUAUUUGAACCCACAACAGACUGUGCUUUUAUUUUGCUGUUGGCAGCAGCAGAAUAAGGUUAGAAUAGGCGAAGGUUGACGGACCUUAUCGCUCUCUUCCUGGAGCACACUCCACAGGAUCCUUUAUUAACUUACAACAUGUUAUCACAUCUGAAUGAAAAGCAGGAAAUCAAAAGGUUAAAAAAAAAAAAAAGUUACACAAAAAGCCUACACUUUUAAUUUUGAUGAUUUCAGUGCAGGCACACAUUGUGUGAAGUGUGUAAGAGAUGACAGAUAAACUAUAAUCCAAUAAUUUGUGUGAACUGAAUGUUUAACGUGAGUGUGCUUCUUAGUGCAAUAUUGAACCUCUGUGCAAUAUUGAGAUUUUUUUUUUAUGUCUUUUACCAUUUCAUAUUUAGCAAACACUAUUGUGUGAAAGGUUGUGGAGUAGCUGUGUUAUAUUGAUAGCUGAGCAGGGUGAUAACAUAGGGGACACGCUUAACCUGUUUUUUACUCUUAGAACAAGACUUUCUGAAAGAGUUAAGUGUCAAAAAAGUAAAUAUUAAAACUGCUGAAAAACACUGCACCCAAAGUAACACUGGCAAAGUACAAGCAGAGUUAUUCCACCUUAAAUUAUCCCAGUUUGGGAUGUGUACAGUCUUGGGGCACAUAACAUGUUGAACACUGAGGAUUAAUAGCAGCUGAAAAGGAUUGUUCUGCUGAUGAGGGUAUGGUUUUGGAGUGAAACUGGGACCUUGUGUUUACUUGUGCUUUAUUACACCAAUGUAGCUAGAGCUAACCUGAGAUUCACCGUAGAGAACUCACUGCCAAGGGCUGAUUGUCAUAUAUCUCUCAAUGGUAACAGCACAGAGUGUGGGUGAAAAUACUUGCCACAUUUCCCUGAUCUAGAAAAGCAAGGGUGAUAUGUUCACAAUUGCAAGGUUAAAGAAAAAAAACAAAACGAAACAAUCAUUAAGCUGUCAGAUUAACAAAAACAUAUUUUUGUCCAAACUGCCAUUUUGUAGGAUAGCAGCCAUACUUCGACUCAGAGACAGUUGAAUAAGUAGACAACCCAUUGCACUGAAUGUACGCUGCCGUACAUGCACAAUUUUGAAUGUUUUCUCCAAGAUACAUUCUGAUGCAGCCUUGCUAGAGAUUUAAUGAAGACCAAGGUGUUGGUUUAGCAAGAGCACAAAGACCAAAACCUACCAAAUGACAAUAUUGUGAACAUGAGUGCAGUUGUGAACAUAGGUGCUUGGAGCUUUGAUGAUCUACCCCUCACACGUCACUCCCUCUGUCUCACAUUGAUCCGACUCAAAUUUUGACAUCUGACCCAUGAUUUAUGAGUGUGCCAUCUCUCAUUAAUUAUUGCCAAAUAUUUUUGUAUGGCCUGAGUUUACACAUUGCACCAUCAAUUCUCUGUUAUAGAUAUGAAUAUAUGUAAAUAAAAGUACUUAUAAUGUAACUAAUGAGAUAGAUCUUCAAACCUUUGGAGCCCUGGAAAUUUGCAGUCAGUUUUUGUGGGUCUGCAGCUAUCAAUCAUGUGAAACAAGAACAACUGGUCUUAUUGUACUGAUGAAGAUUUUUCAUUAGUCAUCUGAGUCUUAAAGAGUCCAGGUGCUCUUGUUUAAGUGAGGAAUGGUGGCUUCAGAAACCAAAAUGACCUGCAAGUGAGAAAGCAAAAUUUGCCCAGAUGUCCUGUCAAAAGCACAUUGAUACUAGUAUAUGAAUGCACAAUAACUGUACAGGUAGUCCUAUGCUCUGUAUGUUGUCCCGUAUCACCCAAAAAUUAAGAUGUCAAGAUAACUGUUGUAUUCGUUCAACAUGGAAUGCUGUUAAAGCGCUAACCUGUCUCAGUGACUCAGUUCAGGCUGCGUCCAAGUCAAACUUGUCUCUUGUAGAUACAUAUCUUAGCUUAUGUUACAGGGUUUCUUUUGUAUAAUCAACUUGUUGCCCGAGCAACAGUCAAUCGUGAGUGCAAAAAGUUAACAAAGCAAUAAGUGUUUGGGUAUUUGUCUCUUUAUGCUCUCCUUUGAAUCUAUUAAAAAUUGGAGCACGUUACUAUAUGCUGGCCUUGUCCACCAAAAUGCUGAGUGUUGGCCUAAUAAUGACACAGGACUUUACAGCUAACAUUCAUGUGUACUCUCUAAAACAUCCCUAAGUCUUGAAGCUUUUGUCGGUAAGAUUGCAUUGCCAUUAAUUAAACGUAAGAAAGAGUUUAUCACCUUUGUCAUUGUACUGUGCUGUAGAAACUGUAGUUGAUUGUUUGUAAGUAUAGAAACUGUUUGUGAAACCAUGAAUAAAAAAAAUAUAUAUAUACAUAUAUAUAUAUAAAAAGAAGUGUAAAUUAACAUUGAUGUAUGUUGUCUUUGAUUUUGUGUGUUUUGUAAAUGAGAAUGAAAUAAGUAAAUACAUCAGUGCUAACCGGUUAUGAAUCAUAGUUAGCCUCAGUGUGACAGCAUCAGUUCUGUUUAAAGGCGUGUACGAACUUUUCUUAUAUUUUCUCAUUGUUGAUUUUUGAUUGGGUUUGCACUGUGCUGUGCAACUGACCUUUUGGAAUCACAAUGGAUAACAAAGAACCAUGAAGAAUAAACAA
Molecule: messenger RNA, 6636 nt
Organism: Scatophagus argus
Lineage: Eukaryota; Metazoa; Chordata; Actinopteri; Scatophagidae
Gene: sv2a
Product: synaptic vesicle glycoprotein 2A
Exons: 13
Coding region: 621-2834 (737 amino acids)
Biological process (GO): transmembrane transport; chemical synaptic transmission
Cellular component (GO): membrane
Molecular function (GO): transmembrane transporter activity
Source: RefSeq, a predicted model, not a curated record